CUUGAAGCAGCAUCCCUGUUGUGUUCACUGGUCGGGGCAACUAACGCUCGCAGAAAACGACCGUUUCUAGAGAUUUAAAGGGUUUAAAGUGAGCCGAUUGUGACACCUGUCAGAGAUGCCGGGCCUCAGCUGUAGGUUUUAUCAGCACCGCUUCCCCGAGGUGGAGGAUGUGGUGAUGGUGAACGUGCGCUCCAUCGCUGAGAUGGGUGCGUAUGUCAGUCUGCUGGAGUACAACAACAUCGAGGGCAUGAUCCUGCUGAGCGAACUGUCCCGCAGACGCAUCCGCUCCAUCAACAAACUCAUCCGCAUCGGACGCAACGAAUGUGUGGUGGUCAUCAGAGUGGACAAAGAGAAGGGAUACAUUGAUUUGUCCAAGAGAAGAGUGUCUCCGGAAGAAGCCAUCAAGUGUGAGGAUAAAUUCACCAAAUCUAAAACCGUGUACAGUAUUUUACGGCAUGUGGCUGAAGUCUUGGAGUACACUAAAGACGAACAGCUGGAGAGUUUGUUCCAGCGAACCGCUUGGGUGUUUGACGAGAAAUACAAGAAACCCGGUUACGGCGCCUAUGACGUCUUCAAACAGGCCGUGUCUUGUCUUCAGCCGAAAGUGGUGACGGACACAGACGAGACAGAACUGCAGCGGCAGCUGGAGCGUCUGGAGCGAGAGAACGCAGAGGUGGACGGCGAUGACGACGCUGAGGAGAUGGAGGCCAAAACAGACGAGUAGAUCAACAAGUGCUUCAGAUGCUACAAACAUUCUAACGCUGAUUUCUGAACCCUUCACUACUCUGAUCAAUCUUAACAUUUGUGCUGAUUCAGCGAUCUGCUGGUGAUUUUCUGUGAAGUAAAACCUGUUUCUCAAUCUCAAUCAAAUUCUGGAAAGUUGUUGGAAGUUUUGUAUUAUUUAGCAUCUGUAUUUACAUAUUGACAUGCUGCAAAGCUACUGUAAAAUAAUAUUUGAAAGUAUGUAUUGUGAGUGAAAAUUCUGCUCAAAAUAUCUAACAGAAAACAUACUUGAGUGAAAGAAAGAAAGUACAACUUUACAUUGUACUUAAGCGUUAAAAAAUAUAA
This is a messenger RNA of Sinocyclocheilus grahami, 1068 nucleotides long. RefSeq names its product eukaryotic translation initiation factor 2 subunit 1-like. Gene Ontology annotation, biological process: translational initiation. The record is from RefSeq and is a predicted model, not a curated record. Lineage: Eukaryota; Metazoa; Chordata; Actinopteri; Cypriniformes; Cyprinidae. Gene Ontology annotation, cellular component: eukaryotic 48S preinitiation complex; eukaryotic translation initiation factor 2 complex. The transcript is spliced from 5 exons. Gene Ontology annotation, molecular function: ribosome binding; RNA binding; translation initiation factor activity. The coding region runs from base 116 to 724 and encodes 202 amino acids.